Tilletiopsis washingtonensis is the source of this 949-nucleotide messenger RNA. RefSeq lists its product as hypothetical. The record is from RefSeq and is a predicted model, not a curated record. The transcript has 5 exons. Lineage: Eukaryota; Fungi; Basidiomycota; Exobasidiomycetes; Entylomatales. Gene Ontology annotation, biological process: rRNA catabolic process; poly(A)-dependent snoRNA 3'-end processing; nuclear mRNA surveillance. Gene Ontology annotation, cellular component: nuclear exosome (RNase complex); cytoplasmic exosome (RNase complex); nucleolus. The coding region runs from base 36 to 905 and encodes 289 amino acids.
CCACACCUUCAGCCGUUCGCCUUCCCGCCUUCAGCAUGGCACACGCAAAUCUCGACCGCCGGCGCGCCAACGGACCCGAGACGAUGCCGCCGCUCUUCAUGCCUGCCGCACCCAUCGCGCCGCGCAGCCGUGCUCCCACUGCGGCGCGUCCACUCUUCAUCAAGUCCGCGCUCAUCCCGCAGGCAAACGGCUCGGCCUACCUCGAGGCCGGCGGCCUCAAGCUCGCCGCCGCCGUGUAUGGCCCACGCCAGGCGCGGCAGAAGGCGUACAGCCAGAAGGCAGACGUGGUGUGCGAGGUGCGCGUGGCGCCCUUUGCUAUUGCUGGGCAGCGGAGGCGGCCUGGAAAGGACGUCGAGUCGCCAUCGCUAUCUCUCGCUCUCCGCUCUGCUCUGCUUCCCUCUUUGCGGCUACGGCUGCUCCCAAAGGCCAGCGUCGACAUCUACGUGACGAUCCUCGAGGCCGAUGCCGGCUCGAUGUUGCUGGCACAGGCAGGCGCCGAAGGUGCUGCUGCAGGCGCCAGCGACAUUGACGAUGCACUGCUGCCUGCGGCGGCCACGGCGGCCAGUGUAGCGCUGGCAGAUGCGGGCAUUGAGAUGUGGGGCCUGGUGGUUGGUGCUUCGCUGAUACUGGACCGCAAGGGCACGAUGCUACUCGACCCGACACGCGCCGAUGCCGUGCAGGCUCGCGCCUCGGCGCGUCUCUGCAGCAUGCCUGCCCUUGGCGCCAUUACGUCGAUCGAGAUGGCGGGCGACCUGACGCCGGACGAGAGCGACGCGGCGAUCACCAUGCUGCAGCAGGCGUGCGCCGACAUGCAUCUCGUCGCCGCCCGCGCCGUCAAGACGGGCUUUGAGACACGAGAGGAGGAUGCUCGGGGUGCGCCGACGAUGAUUGACGGGAGUCAAUAGUGCUUCGCCAGCGGCUGGAGAGAGCAAUGGAUGCGUGCGCCGUU